CGUGCUGACACGUUUGGCACUUGACUCAACGGAGUCGCGUCCGCAACGUUGGGAGGCCAAGGCCAUGAAAACCAAUAAGCAGAAUAUAUCAUUUUAGAUAUGAGGCAGGAUGCAGCUGCACUUCUGAUGCAUCAAACAAAUAAAAUUAAUUGUGGCAGACCGAGACCAAUGAGAAGAAUAUACGUCAUCUCAGAUAAGAAGUGUUUUAUCUUACUGUAUAAAAAUGGAGUCAGAUGUUGGGAGGGCAGAUGAUCUUUGAGCACCUCUUUGAGGGGUAUUGAUUGUCUCACUUUGUUGGCUCGAGCGAAUAAAGUAAUUUUUGUUUGACACCUGGAACCUUUGUCUCCUGAGUAUUUUUUCUUAUGAAGAUUCAAGCUAAGACUUUUUGCCACAACACUCUCAGGUUUAAAAUGACAGAAUUAAUUUUUAAAAAAUUAUAUCAACUAAACAUAGUUAGUUAGGAUAUAUCAUAAUAGUAAUAUAAUUAAAUAACUAGUUAGAUUUUUUUUCAAUAUUUCUAAAAUAGUCUACUUUAAUAUCAGUCUGCUAAUCGUGCUGAUGAUGACGUAUACAAAAUUAAUUGCUACAUUUCCCGCCGCAGUGAUGCAAAUUCAUUUCACACAUUAGAUGUUUAUGUUAUUUAGUCAAACAAAACUUUAACCCAAACGUGAGUUAUUUUUUAUUUAUAAGAGAACCAUAAGUCUGUUUCUACAGUUUCCAUGGAUAGCGUUUAUUAAAUAUUAAAGCAUUUGGUGUCAAAUUGACACCCUCGUGUCACACGAAGCUAUUUAUCUGAAGAUCAGCAUAGACCUUUAAUGUAAUAGCCAUGCACUUCACCUGUGCCCGACACCAAUUUCAGUCAAACAAACGUAGUGGCCUAUAAUGUAGAAUGUUUAACCGAAGAAUGGAGCGCCGCGCAUCACUUGAAUCACGUGAGGAGGACGGAGGAACACAGAGGAGAGUGAGAUUCCGCGUGGCAUCAGCUCGCAGCGGUCGCGUGCUACAGGAGGUGUUCAGCGAGUUUGAUGCGCACGAGGACUCUGCUGAUACAGACACAAGUGUGAGCUCAGAACCCGAGCGGGCCAGCUCACCAGCCAUCAGCGAGGUAAACAGCCAUCUGAGCGGACUCGAACCGGACGACAGCGGUGGCGAGCAGGACGAGCUGCUCAUGUACGCCAGCGCUAGACAAGAAAAGCUGUUCACCGGUAAACGCGUGAAAAUCUUCAGUAAGAACGGAACUAUACGGGGCGUCAGAGACAAAGUGAGCGCGGGACAGGUGUUGUUUAACAACCUGUCCAAAAUGUAUGCGGACUCCCUUAUUUUAAACCGGCCUAAAAGACAUUGAGAGUUUGCCUAUAAACAGCUUCUGAAUGGCCUGCAGCAGAACACAAAGUACUUCACUCCGGAUGGAUGUUUAACAGGAUUCAGUGUGCAUGGAAGUGAUGAACAUUGGCCAAUGAUUUUCCUUUUGAGAGAUUUUGUGUUUAUUGUAGUUCUGUAAAUAUAUUUUAUAUGAGGUUUUGCAAAAGUCAGCAUUUGAUUGUAAUAUUAUCUCUUUCUGGUAAAUUUUUCUGUAGUUCACCAGGUGUUGUGAGGAAAUUAUCCUUCUGAUUUUAUAGAAAGUAAGAUGAUGUAAAACAUUUUAUACAUAGCUCUACAUUUUAAUGCAAUAAAAAUAUUUUUGUCUGAUUAAAUUGUGUCUCUUAUUUUAAGUAACCCAUAUUUAACAGGUCCAGGAGCCAAAAAGUAUUCAAAUUAGGGCUGGGCAUAGAUUAAUCUUGAUUAAUCUCAUA
This is a messenger RNA of Misgurnus anguillicaudatus (oriental weatherfish), 1793 nucleotides long. RefSeq names its product glutaredoxin and cysteine rich domain containing 1 b (gene grxcr1b). Gene Ontology annotation, biological process: sensory perception of sound. The record is from RefSeq and is a predicted model, not a curated record. Lineage: Eukaryota; Metazoa; Chordata; Actinopteri; Cypriniformes; Cobitidae.